GAAGGUCACGCAGCUUGGUCUUCUCUCAAAGCGGCAGCCAAAGGAGGAAGGGGGCACCGCACAGAACACAGGAAGUUGCUGUAUACCGAUUGGGCCAUCUAGCUCAGUAUUCUGGACACUCACUGGCAGCAGCUCUCCAGGAUUUAAGACAGGGAGUCUCUCCCAGCCCAACCCGGAGAUGCCCUUGGGGACUGAACCUGGGAGAUGCUCUACCCACUGAUCCGUGGCCUUUCCCCACUAUUUCUUUUUUUAUUCAGCUUUUUUAAAUACUGCUAAAUUCAGUUCAAGGGGACGUCCUGGCUUUGAACAGAAAAGGACUGAAGUGGUCCAGUGCAGAGCGAGGCGGACUAAUAGUCCUACUCUGCAUAAGGCAGCUUUCUUUCUUCCGAUUUAAACAGCGCUUCAUUUAUAACCAUGAGGACUGGCAUCUUGUUUUAUCUUUAAGGGAAGGGACCACAGCUCAGUUGGGAAAGCACCUGUUUAAGAUGCAAAAGGUGCCCUGGUUCAAUCCCCAACAUCUCUGGGUAGGGCUUGGAACUUCUUCCUUCUGAAACCCUGGAGAUUUGCUGCCAGUCAAGACAAUAGUGAGUUAGAUCUGACUCCAUAUAAUGCAGCAGCUGGUAUAGCACAGCGGGGAGGAGAGCCUGGCUGGGAGUCCAGAGUCUGUGAGUUCAAAUUCCUGCUCCUGUCUCCUGGGUGUCAAGGGCCAGCUAAAGAUCACCCCUACAGGGAGUAGCUCAGGGGUUAUGUGCCUUGCCACCUGUGCAGCUGUGGGCAAGCUGCAUAGUCCCAAGGAGCCUCGUUGCCCCCCAGCUGGCAGUGGUGGAUAAGGAAGGGGCUGGCUUGUGCAGCUGUGGCAAGCUGAGCAGGCCCUAGCCAGCUGGGGAGGACUAGCCUCAGGGAGGCAAUGGUAACGCCCCCUCUGAAUACCGCUUACCAUGAAAUCCCUAUUCAUAUGGUAGCCAUAAGUCGGGAUCGACUUGAAGGCAGUCCAUUUCCAUUUUGCCUUACGACAGGAUUCUGGCAGGAGAGGGAAGAGAUUCUUCAGCAACAACUAAAGACAGAAGACUCACCUGGCCUGAAAGGUAGAGAAGUCCCUGACACCAUUCAGGGUAGAAACUCUGAAGAACACAGGGGUGGAACUAUGAAGUUGAUUCUCAGUGUGGACACCCUCAAUUGUGCUGUGCAGUGCCACCCUUUCAGGCAGUUCUGCUACCAGGAGGCUGAGGGACCCCGAAAGGUUUGCAGUCGACUCCACCAUCUCUGCCGUCAGUGGCUGAAGCCAGACACACGCACAAAGAUUCAGAUCCUCGACCUGGUGGUCCUGGAGCAGUUCCUGGCUGUCCUUCCCCCGGAGAUGGAGAGCUGGGUCAGAGAAUGUGGAGCGGAGACCAGUUCUUAGGCAGUGGCCCUGGCAGAAGUCUUCCUCUUCAGCCAGCAAGGGGUCAAGAAGCAGACAGAGGAUAAGGAGCUGAGCAAGUUUGCAGAAGCAGCCACUGACAUCCCUGAGGCAGAGGAGGCUCCAUGGAGGCCGGAAAUAUCAUCUCUUCCUUGUGGUGGAAUGGAAGCGGCUUCUGUGCAACUGGAUCAGGCAAGAGGGAAUGAUCACUUUGGAGUCAACAAGCAUAUAGAUAGAGGUGACCUUCAAGGAGGUGGCUGUGCAUUUCGCGGAGGAGGAGUGGGCCCUGCUGGAUCCAGACCAAAGAGACUUGCACAGGGUAGUCAUGGAGGAGACCUGGGGGAUCCUGGCCUCUCUGGGAGAUGAUAGGCAGGUGACUAAGACUGAUGGAGAUCCGCGUAGGGUGUCGUCAGAAACAUCCAGAUGGAAAGCUGGAGAAGAGCAGAGUACAAAACCUGCAGCAAGACAAAUGAGAAGAAAUGAACCCUCUGCUUCUUGUGAUGGUGACAUCUAUGAAAUCCCAGACCGAGAAAAAAUAGACAAGGGAAAGGAAAGGAAUCAGUGCUUCCUGUGUGGGAGAAAUUUCCGUUGGAAGUCGAGACUUAAAGUUCAUUUGAAAAUCCACACAGGGGAGAAGCCAUUUCAGUGUUUGCAGUGUGGAAAAAGCUUUGGGCAGAAGAUAAAUCUUGCUACGCAUCAAAAGACGCACAGAGGAGUGAAACCGUAUACAUGCCUGGAGUGCGGAAAGAGUUUUACUGAUGAGACACAUCUUACUGCACAUCAGGUCAAUCAUACAAGAGAAAGACCUUAUAAAUGCUUUGAGUGUGGGAAAAGCUUCACUCAUAAGUCGCACCUCACUAGACACCAAAGAAUCCACACAGGAGAGAAACCAUACAAGUGCUUGGAGUGUGGAAGGAGCUUCACUCAGAAGGCACAUGUCACUACACAUCAGAGAAUCCACACAAUGGAUAAAAGUUAGAGCUGCAGAGGAAUGUAUAAUUGCCUUCCAUCCCAAUGCAAUCCUGGGGUCGCACCUGGCGUGUCUGAUGGUGAAUCUGCUGAAACACCAGACAGAUGGAGGUGCUAUUGGUUGGGGUACUGGUGAGCCUGGGGGGGAGAGUAAGUGUCCAUUCUCUUUUAGGCAAGAGUUGCUCUUCCUCUCACGUAGCAGGUCUAAAGCCUAGCAUUGCUCCUCUGUGGUCUGUUCCCAUUCUCAGGGCCGGCUCCAGGCAUGCGGGGGCCCUUGGGCAUCAGCUUGCCCUGGCCCCCCAGUGUGUGUGAGUGCGCGAGCGCUCCCCGCCACGGCCCCCGUACCUGUCUAGUCUUUACCAUUGCCCUUAAUGAAGAUGGCGGCUGUGGUUUC
This is a messenger RNA of Rhineura floridana, 2762 nucleotides long. Its product is annotated as gastrula zinc finger protein XlCGF49.1-like. The transcript has 4 exons. Gene Ontology annotation, biological process: regulation of transcription by RNA polymerase II. NCBI's taxonomy places the organism in Eukaryota, Metazoa, Chordata, Lepidosauria, Squamata, Rhineuridae. The coding region runs from base 1725 to 2378 and encodes 217 amino acids. Gene Ontology annotation, molecular function: RNA polymerase II cis-regulatory region sequence-specific DNA binding; DNA-binding transcription activator activity, RNA polymerase II-specific. The record is from RefSeq and is a predicted model, not a curated record. Gene Ontology annotation, cellular component: nucleus.